GCCAUGAGCAGCGCGGAGCCGCCGCUCGGCGCCGGGCCGCGGGCAGCGCCCGCCUGGCAGCGGGAGAUCCUGGAGCGCAAGCGGGCCAAGCUGGCCGGGGCGGGCGGCGAGCCCGAGCCCCCGGCCGGGGAGCGGCUGGUGGUGGCGGAGAGCCUGGGCCCGCUCCGCGAGAACCCCUUCAUGCGGCUGGAGAGCGAGCGGCGCCGGCUGCGGCAGGGGCGGCCCGGGCCCGGCGGCGCGCCGCGGCCGCUGCAGCAGCUGCUGGAGCUGUACAGCGCCGUGCCCGGCAUCCGCACCAUCCGCGCCGACAACAUCCUCAUCAUCGAGUCCCGCGCCGACCCCGCCGCCUGCUUCGCCGCGGGGGACGCGCCGCCCGCCCGCCGCCGGGACCCGGCCGGCCCCGACCCGCUGCGGGAGCUGCUGGCCCGGCGCGGCGCCGCGCUCGCCGAGAUCCGCGCCGACCAGGUCGUCAUCUACGAGACGGCCGAGCCGCCGGAGCCGCCCGAGGCGGCCGAGCCGGGCACCGUCAGCCGCCUCCUGGAGAAGUUCGGGCAGCGGCCGCGGGGCCGCCGUCGCCGCGUGGGACCGGGCGCUGCCCGGGCCGCGCCGCCCGCUCCGCCCGCGGCGCCCGGCUCCCCCCGCGCCCCCGCGCCCCUCCAGAAGGGACCCGGCUUCCCCCGGGCCCCGGCGCCAAAGGCGGGACCGGCAUCUCCGCCGGCGGUCCCGGCCACCCCUCCGCCGCUCCCGGCUCCCCCCCGGGCUGCCACCCCCCCAGCGGUGCCGGUGGCCCCCCAACCCACAGUCCUGCAGCCGGCUUCCCCGCGGGCUGUCACCCCUCCGACCACGGCCCCCCCACGGGUUGUCACUCCCCCGCCCGCAGUUUCCCCCCGGGCUGUCACCCCCCAGCCCACAGCACCUCCCCGGGCUGUCGCCCCCCAGCCCGCACCAGCUCCGCGGGUUGGCACCCCACAGCCCCUGGCCCCCCACCCCACCCCGGCUUCCCCCCGGGCUGCAGCCCCCCAGGCGGUCCCAGCUGCCCCCAAGGCUGCGGCCCCUCAGGCCAACUGCUUUGUCCACAAGAUCAGCUCCAACUCCUUCACGGUCACCCCCCGGGGUCAGAUCCCCAGCAUCCGAGUCUCCGAGCCCGGUGCUGUCCCUGCCGGCCGCCCCGCAACGCCCAAGGGGCCACCAGUGCCAUCCACCAGCCCUUCCCAUGCCAGAGCCAACGCCAGGAGGCCAAAGCCGGAGGAGGCCGAAGUGGCCGUGUCGCCCCUGCCCAGUGCCAGUCCGGCCCCCAGUGCCACCGGCGCCACUCGUCCGCUUUCCGCCUCAGCCCCCCGGGCUGGGGGCUCCUUUGAAAUCCACCCGGCCCCCAAGCCUGACUUGGCUGCCAUCCCAGCCCACGACCUGCAGGCACAGGCUCUGGCCAAGCUGCGCCUGAAUUCGCGCAAUUCCUUCGUCUUCGUGCCCCGCCGGGAGGGCAGCCCAGCUCAGCCUCCAGCCCAGAAUGCGAGGCCAGGGCCACCGCCACCGCCCUUGGAGGAGAAGGCACCCAAGGAGCCCCCGAGGGCUUCCGCCCCGGAGCAGGAAGAGCCCAUCACUUCCCCACCGGCGCCUCUGGAUCCAUUGGUACCUGUGACUUACAUCGAUGAUAUUGUGGAGCCGGACAGCGGGGAGAUUUCUCCCAGGGCUGGCCCGGCUGCGAGGACGGGGAGCUUGGCGGAUCAGCCUGGAGGAGCUGGCCCUGACUUGGAGAUGGAGUUUUCCUCUGUGCUCCUCUACAGACCACACUCCGCCCCCCAGCAGAGGGGAGGCAGCACCUUCACUGUUGUGCCCAAAAGGAAGCCCGUGGCCCCAGGGCUGCAGGCUCUCGCCGAUGCCAGCGGAAGGCCACAGCGGGAGGAAGAGGAGGAGGAGGAGGACAGCAAAGGAAGAGGCAAAGCCGUGGAGAACGCUGAUGGGCCCCAAGUGGGGAUAUCCCAUAAAAAGCGCUACCCCACGGUGAACGAGAUCGAAGUGAUCGGGGGGUACCUGUCCCUGGAGAGGUCCUGCAUGAGCAAGACGGGCUCGCGCCGCAAGAAGAUGAAGAUCUCUUUCAACGAGACAAGUUUGCAGACGAUGUUUGAGUACCCCUCAGAGAGCUCCCUGGCAGAAGAGGAUGAGGAAGAGGAAGGACACGUUUCCGAAACAGAGGAGGAAAAACCUCGUACCUUUUAUAUUCCACGCCCAAACAGCACUUUGCAUCCCAGUACACCUAACUCAGCAGAUUUAUCCAGCUACACCCCAAAGCACUCCGUGAAGUUCAGCGAGUGGCAGGAGCAGAAGUAUGAGGGUCCUGCUGCAGAGGGACCCCUCUCAAAGGAAGCUGAUUCCCAUGGGAACCAAGUCAUGCUCACCCCGGCGGAGAAGGGCGGCCUCUCGGAUUUCAGCAGCGAGCCCGCGCUCUAUUUCUGAGGCUGCUCCGCGGUGCUGCAGCAGUGGCUACUGGGCAGGACAGGGCAGUGCAGCUGCCGUGUCCACACGGGAACCGCCACCGAAACCGCCCCACACCGCGGCUGUCCCCGGAUCCUGCUGCCAAGGGCGGACCAGAUGCUCUCGGGCAUCCUCGGAGAAUAUUUGCACUGGAUUUUGGGACCGAAUUACUGCUUUCAAGGCGCAUGAUUUAUUCUGCCUGUGGCCUUGCAUAUUCCUUGUUCAAGAUCAGCUGCUGGUUAGGCAAGUGUGGGAAGGACAUCUGGAAUCCCGGGAUGGAUGUUGAUUUUUCUCAGUGCUUAUCUGAGUCUAGGCACUGUGCAGGGUCUGGACAGCUUCUGUAACCCUUCUCCCCAGUGGACGAUGGCUCUGGAGUUGGAGCACUGGGCAGUUUGACACAUUGGGUGUGAUUUGACACAUUGGGUGUCAGUCUGGAAAACCACUGAAGGUUCAUGGUUUGUCCUUGGCAUGUUUCUGGCUCUGGUGUCACUGAAACGUGGAAUUCAUGUGCCAGUUCUGUGCUUGUGGAAUUCAUUGAACACCCUGAGGGAGGGAUGGGAAGAGCAAUGAAUGCCUUUAGCUUUAGGUGUUAUUUUUGCACCAAUCAGUAGAGAAGUGUCCAGACUGUCUCGAGCUUCUUGAAGAUUCCCAAACAUUGGUCAUAGCUCUGGUCUGUCCUUCCAAACUCUGGCAUCCAGUCUCUGGGAAUUGCUGGUUGUGCUCCAGUUUGCUAGUUCUUCUUGUUGCUUUGUUCCAGAUCUGAUUUAUCUCCCUUGGUUGCUUCCUUCAAGCCAUGCUCGCUCUGCCCCUCUAAUCAAAGUACAGGAGGGCAGUUUCACUCCUUUCUUCUGCAGAACUUGAACAAGGAAUGUGGGUUUUGUUUUUUCUAGGAUUUUUAUAGUUCUAUUGUAAUUGUUUAAUGCAGCCAAUAUGCAAAGGAAUCUGCUAGAAUCUUCCAUUCAAGUUUUCUACUACUGUAAACUCAGGGUCAAAAUUGCACUCUGGAACAGAUGGAGCAGUGCUGCUAAUGUGAUUUGUACUUUGGGAUUAAAAGAGAUGUGGUGGGAACAGA
Messenger RNA from Corvus hawaiiensis (hawaiian crow), 3544 nucleotides. It is a transcript of the gene TPRN, whose product is annotated as taperin. Gene Ontology annotation, molecular function: phosphatase binding. NCBI's taxonomy places the organism in Eukaryota, Metazoa, Chordata, Aves, Passeriformes, Corvidae. The record is from RefSeq and is a predicted model, not a curated record. Bases 4 to 2454 code for a protein of 816 amino acids. The transcript has 5 exons.